Populus trichocarpa (black cottonwood) is the source of this 1814-nucleotide messenger RNA. Its product is annotated as NAC domain-containing protein 73. NCBI's taxonomy places the organism in Eukaryota, Viridiplantae, Streptophyta, Magnoliopsida, Malpighiales, Salicaceae. Gene Ontology annotation, biological process: regulation of DNA-templated transcription. Gene Ontology annotation, molecular function: transcription cis-regulatory region binding; DNA-binding transcription factor activity. Bases 454 to 1353 code for a protein of 299 amino acids. The record is from RefSeq and is a predicted model, not a curated record. Gene Ontology annotation, cellular component: nucleus. The transcript has 3 exons.
GAUCCAAGCAACCCUAAAAUUUUCCUUUCUUUGCAACAUACUACUACUACUGCAUUUUUGGAAAUUACACCAUAUUUUGAUUUUUUAGGUAUACCUUUCUCUCUCUCUCUCUCUCUCUCCCACUCUCUCGAGAAAGGACAAAGAGGUGGUAGGGGGGAGGGGAGAGGAGAGGAGAGGAGAGUGUGCAUGUUGUCUCAUGCAAAAGUGGAGGAGAAUUUAAUUCCUUCCCUACCCUAAAGAUCAAGAGCUAUCUAUGUCUUGAAGAAAGACAAUACAUGCUUUAGAAGGAGACAAAUUGCUUUUCCUUCUUUUCUUUUAAGCCCUUCGUGUCUCUCUUCCACACACACACACGCAUCAUACAUAGUCUUUGUCUAUUUUGGAGUAGCAGUUGUCGAGGGAGAGAGCAAGAAAGAAAGGUGUGCAAUAUAUGGGCAUAAGAGGAAACCAAAGGAAAUGACUUGGUGCAAUGACUGCAACGAUGUGCAAACAAUUGAAAGAAGCUCACCUCCACCUUGUAAUGCAAGUGUUAUUGCUCAAAGACACAAAGAAUGCUUGAUUCGAAGUUGCCCUUCAUGUGGGCACCAAAUCAAAUGCCAAGACCAGGCAAGAAUCCAUGACUUGCCAGGGCUACCGGCCGGAGUGAAGUUUGAUCCGACUGAUCAAGAGCUGCUUGAGCAUUUGGAGGGGAAGGUGAAGUCUGAUACCCGCAAGGUCCACCCUCUAAUUGAUGAGUUCAUCCCUACAAUCGAUGGAGAGAAUGGGAUUUGCUAUACACACCCAGAAAAGUUACCAGGGGUGAGCAAAGAUGGGCUAAUUCGCCACUUCUUCCAUCGGCCAUCAAAAGCAUACACGACUGGAACAAGAAAGAGAAGAAAGGUGCACACGGACACAGAAGGUGGUGAGACGAGAUGGCACAAAACAGGCAAGACUAGACCGGUUCUUGUUGGUGGAAAAGUGAAAGGGUACAAGAAGAUACUAGUGCUUUAUACCAACUAUGGGAAGCAAAGGAAGCCAGAGAAAACAAAUUGGGUGAUGCAUCAAUACCAUCUUGGAAACAAUGAAGAAGAGAAAGAUGGAGAGCUUGUGGUUUCUAAAGUUUUCUACCAAACACAACCUAGACAAUGUGGUUCUCUCAUCAAGGAUUCUGUUUCUGUUCCUUCAAAAUUAAAGGUACAAAGUAGUGGGCAUGAGGGCUCUAACCUUAAGAAUAGUACCACUCUUGUUGAGUACUAUCACCCUUCUUCUUUUAUAUCCUUUGACCAAAGUGGACAGAAUAGAUCAACAAACCCUAACCCUCCUCAACAGCUACUCUCCCAUUUUGCAGUUCAUGACGGAUCUUCUUUUAUCCCCUGAAAAAUAAAGCAAUGGGAGUCUCUAUGGCUGCAUGAUAUGGUGGCCUAUGUAGCAAAAUAUAUAGAGCUUCCAAGUUCCAAUCUUUGAGCAUUGGUGAAAUAAAUUAAUAUAUAUAUAUAUAUAUAUAUAUAUAUAUAUAUAUAUAUAUAUAUAUAUAUAUAUAUAUAUAUAUGAACUUAGGAGAGGCCAAAAGCCAGAAUAGAUUGAGAAGAAUAAAUAUCUUUGGCAAAGAACUAGGAGCCAGAUUCUUGAGGGUUAGAGAAUUGAAGAAUAUUUCGGCAAUAUUAAUUCCUUUCUUCUUCUUUUUCACUUUCUUUAUUAAUUCAUGCUUUGUACAGUGUGACAAAGAUGUAAAUUUCACAUGGGUUCUAACCCUUUUUCUACGAGAGAAUGUUAACUUUGGACCUGUACAAAGAUGAUGAUUCUUAAACUAUAAAUAUUCUGACAGGAUUUGUUUCGUA